Messenger RNA from Blastomyces dermatitidis ER-3, 3038 nucleotides. RefSeq names its product alpha 1,6-mannosyltransferase. Lineage: Eukaryota; Fungi; Ascomycota; Eurotiomycetes; Onygenales; Ajellomycetaceae. The coding region runs from base 198 to 1490 and encodes 430 amino acids. Gene Ontology annotation, biological process: protein N-linked glycosylation. The record is from RefSeq and is a predicted model, not a curated record. Gene Ontology annotation, cellular component: mannan polymerase complex. The transcript has 2 exons. Gene Ontology annotation, molecular function: alpha-1,6-mannosyltransferase activity.
AACUUCUCUACGUCCUUGGAUUCCAUCUAAACCUUCGACUCCGCCUCUAUCCAACAAUCCAAUUGUUUACCCCAGCGUCGUCUUUAAGCUUCAGUCCUGACGAAGUAAAUGAUAAUCAUUCCACUGAGCCGGGCGUUCUCCUGUUCUUCUUGUUCUUCCCCUCCUCCACCCCCCUCUCUUCUUCUCGUCAGCCUCGGAUGGUUGACGGGAGCUCCUCCACAGCUCGAUUGAUACCGCCUGCUGCUGCAACUACAACUACAGCCGCCAUGAUUACCUUUCGAAGAUCGAUAGCCGCCACCAUCUUCCUACUCACUUCCUUCUUCUUCCUCCUCUCCUCCCAUUCCAACUCCAACACUAGACCUGCUAUCUCGACUGUCACUCGCGCAGAACUCCACUCAACACCCCCCUAUCCAGACCCCGCCCAGACACCCACCGCCACAAAUCAACAAGCUGCACAUACCCAAUCCGGCUCAUCCGGCUCAGGCAUAUCAAAACCGGCAGUACAUCAACCUCAUAACCCACCACCCCCAGGUAACCUUGCCCGGAAACCCCUCCGCGAACGACUCCGUUACCAAUUCCCCUAUGACGUCCAAUCUAAAUUCCCCGCCUACAUCUGGCAAACCUGGAAAUACACCCCCGCUUCCGGCGAGUUUGAAGAGAAACUCCGCCCCUUGGAGGCCAGCUGGACUGAAUGGCACCCAACCUUCGUCCACGAAGUAAUCACAGACGAGGCAGCUGACCCGCUGCUGAGAUAUCUCUACGCCGCCUUCCCAGAGAUCCUCGACGCAUACCGCUCCCUGCCCUUGCCCGUUCUCAGGGCAGAUUUCUUCCGCUACCUCAUCCUCCUCGCCCGCGGUGGCAUCUAUAGCGACAUCGACACCUCCGCCCUCCAGCCCGCUGAGGACUGGCUGCCCAGAUACGUCAACCGCUCCACCAUCGGCCUGAUCAUCGGCAUCGAAGCCGACGCCCUCGACCGCGAAGACUGGUAUCAGUGGUACUCCCGCCAGGUCCAGUUUUGCCAGUGGACCAUCCAGUCCAAGCCGGGCCACCCGGUCCUGCGCGAUGUCGUCGCGACAAUCACCGAGGAAACCCUGCGCAUGAAGCAGGCGGGGAUCCUAACCCCGAGCAAGAUGGAUAAGUCCAUUGUCGAGUUCACGGGCCCCGCCGUGUGGACGGAUGCGGUCUUUCGGUAUUUCAAUGACCCGAACUAUUUCGAAGCCGCGCGGCCACCGCAUGGGCGGAAUGUGACGGCGAUGGAUUUUUCGGGCAUCACGGUGCAGAGAAAGUUGGGGGAUGUGGUUGUGUUGCCGAUUACGAGUUUUAGUCCUGGGGUGCGCCAGAUGGGCGCGAAGGAUCCGGAUGAUCCGAUGGCGUUUGUGAAGCAUGAGUUUGAAGGUACCUGGAAGCCAGAGCAGGAGCGGUUUAUCGGCCACCAGAUAGCUAUACCUACUACUACUACUACUACUGCUACACCCGAAAUCCAAAAUUAACAAAAAUUACAAUGGCCAUUUUUUUUUCAACAAAAAGGAAAAAAAAAAAUGUACCGAACAAAAAACUUUCCACCGAAACCAAAGUUGUUCAUUUCCAACUAAUCUAUCUGUCUUACCCACGGACCGAGCGAACGAAACCAGCUGGUAGAAACCCCAGGCCUUCUCCAAUUGAGACAUGGGGAACUGGAAAAUAGAUUGGAAAAAACCAAAUCCCUUUUCACCGCCAGCAUGUAUAUAUAUAUAUAUAUAUAUAUAUAUGUAAUGGGCUAUAACGCCACCCAGGGACCCCCCUCCCGGUACAACUCUAGUUAUACAUGUAUGCCGCGAUCAUACGCAGGAACAGAGGGAAAAGGGGGAAGUAGAAAACAAACCACACACGACAUGACAGCAGCUAGACAGCCAGUCAGCCAAAAGACAUGAUAUGAUAUGAUAAUCAGCAAUUCAUUCGGCAGCACCACCGACCGUACUACACGGCACGGCCGCACCGCUGCUUUUUUUUACCUCCGAUGUUUAUGAAAAUAAUAAAGGCGGACGGGAGAUUCAUGCCCAGCUGUACCAGUCUAGCAGCCAAGGCAGCCAGGCAGGCAAUCGGAGCACUCGCGGCCUUCUUUUAACGGGGGGAUACGUACGAUAUCUACCGAGAAGAUAAUUGAAUCCCAACCCCCGACCUCCCCAUAGUUCCGCGCAGAGUAAGACUGACUCUCUUACAAAAAAAAAGCUAUGCAUCAACACCACAAACUCACCAAGCCACCCCACACCCCCUUUAUGUCCCAUACUUCCCUCCAAAGACAUAUACAAUCUACGCGAAUCGCCAUUGCUUCCUUCCUUCUCUACUUACGUUACUUACUACUACGUCUCUAACUACGCGUUACCCACUAUAACUCACGACUCAAUACCCAAACGAAAACGAAGUGAUAAAACCUUACCUUUUUCACACACGCUUGUAUUCCUAUACUCCUAUACUCCUAUACUCCUAUAUGUAAUAUCUUCCCCACGGACGUUCGACGUACCCCCUUAUUUCAUUUCAUCUCAUUUCCUCCUUCCUUGAGAGCUUUGGGCUUUGGUUUGGGUUUUACUAACUAAAAGAAGGUGUUUUGGGUGUUCAUCGCGUUGGGUUUCCUCGAUCGAAUUUUUAUUUUUACUAUUUUUAUUUUAUUUAUUUAUUUAUUUAUUUAUUUUUUUUUGCUGGUUGUAGUUGUGUUGUUUCGUCAGGUCAAUUCAGUGGGGAGAAAGAAAGAAGAGAGGAUGGAGGGGGAGGGGAGGGGGGGUCCUUGUGACAUUAAAUAGAUAAAAGAUAAAAAAGAGACAAAAACUAAAUAAAUAAAUCAAUCUUAAAUGAUGUUUGGCUCUGCGGUGUAAAAAGUGUAUAUAUGUAAAUACAUUAGAACAGACAUACAUAGAUUGGUGUGAUGGAUGGCUCCUCGGGAGCGUUGGAGGAAGUUGAAGCGGGAGGUAAGGGGUAAAGUAAGUAAACCUUGGAAGGAAGUCGUGAAUUUAAUCAUGGGAAAAGGGUUCUAUUUGUUGGUAAUUGGUAUGUUUUUUUUGGGC